CUACUUGUGCGUAUGCGGAACCUUUUGACAUGAGACGUGAUUUCAGUCCGGACGAAUAUCCACAGCGCCACUGUAAACAUGGCAGACAUUCCGAGUGAUGCGCCACAGCACUGCCCCGGUACGGCCAGUGAGCAGGCAGGGAAGACCUCAGCAUGUCAGGGUUGUCCCAACCAGAACCUCUGCUCCUCUGGAGCCACUAAAGCACCAGACCCAGGUUGCUCUCCUAGAUGUGGACAUCUGUGGUCCGUCCAUCCCCAGGAUCAUGGGUCUGGAAGGAGAACAGGUCCAUCAGAGUGGUUCUGGCUGGUCUCCUGUGUACGUGGAGGAUAACCUCGCCGUCAUGUCUAUUGGCUUCCUACUCAGCAGUCCUGAUGAUGCUGUUAUCUGGAGAGGACCCAAGAAGAACGGGAUGAUCAAACAGUUCCUGCGUGAUGUCGAUUGGGGGGAACUGGAUUACCUCAUCGUGGACACGCCCCCUGGCACCUCUGACGAGCACCUGUCCAUCGUCCAGUACCUUAGCUCCGCCCACAUCGACGGAGCCGUCAUCAUCACCACCCCGCAGGAGGUAUCUCUCCAGGAUGUUAGGAAGGAGAUCAGGUUCUGUCAGAAGGUCCAGCUGCCCAUCAUAGGAGUGGUGGAGAACAUGACUGGGUUUGUCUGUCCCAAAUGCAAGAACACGUCCCAGAUUUUCCCCCCCACCACGGGAGGAGCAGAGAGGAUGUGUGAAGAGAUGAACCUUACUCUGUUAGGACGAGUCCCACUGGACCCCAGAAUAGGUAAGAGUUGUGAUGAAGGGAAGUCAUUCCUGACUGAAGUCCCAGACUCCCCUGCUGCUGCUGCUUACCACACUAUAGUACAGAGUAUCCAGGCCUACUGCUUGUCCCAUGUGACACGGGAGGAGAGUGCUGUCUAGAAGCCAGUCUGGAGGCCGCCAUGUUGCUCUGGAUGCCAGGGACGGAUCACAUGUCCAGGGUCCUACUGUCUGGAGAAUGAA
This is a messenger RNA of Salvelinus fontinalis (brook trout), 994 nucleotides long. It is a transcript of the gene nubp1, whose product is annotated as nucleotide binding protein 1 (MinD homolog, E. coli). Gene Ontology annotation, cellular component: cytosol. Gene Ontology annotation, biological process: iron-sulfur cluster assembly. NCBI's taxonomy places the organism in Eukaryota, Metazoa, Chordata, Actinopteri, Salmoniformes, Salmonidae. The record is from RefSeq and is a predicted model, not a curated record. Gene Ontology annotation, molecular function: ATP-dependent FeS chaperone activity; 4 iron, 4 sulfur cluster binding; ATP binding.